Neoarthrinium moseri is the source of this 669-nucleotide messenger RNA. RefSeq lists its product as uncharacterized. Gene Ontology annotation, cellular component: nucleus; cytoplasm. The record is from RefSeq and is a predicted model, not a curated record. Lineage: Eukaryota; Fungi; Ascomycota; Sordariomycetes; Amphisphaeriales; Apiosporaceae. Gene Ontology annotation, biological process: translational elongation. The coding region runs from base 1 to 669 and encodes 222 amino acids. The transcript has 2 exons.
AUGGCGCCCUUCGGCAAAAUCUACUCGUAUCCUGGCAACUGGCGGGUGCAGCGUGCCCAAGUCGUUGCCGCCCUGAACGGGCUCGACGUCCCUCUUGUGGACGACUUCAAGAUGGGUGAGACAAACCGCUCGCCCGACUACUUGUCCAAGUUCCCCAUGGGCAAGGUUCCCGCCUUGGAAUGCGCCGACGGCUUCUGCAUUGCCGAGGGCGCGGCAAUUUGCAUGUACCUGGCCGGCAAUGGUCCCGCCGCUGAGCAGCUCCUCGGCCCCACCGGCGAUGCGAAGACCAAGGCGCGCAUUGCUGAGUGGUCGUGCUUUGCCGAGAACGAGCUCACCCUCAACAUCAUGAUCCCCGCCGUGAUGUCUGUCUUCAAAGUGAUGCCCUACGACGAGAAGCGCUACGACUUCCAUGCCGCCAAUGUGGAGCGUGCGUUGAAGCGACUAGAGGUUGCCGCCAAGGGGAAGAAGUACUUGGUCGGCGAGCAGCUCACAUUGGCUGACAUCAUGGUGGCUGGCCCCCUCUUCUUUGGCCUUGCGUUCCUCGUUGACUCCGAGAUGAAAAAGGCCGUCCCGGAGACGGUGAGAUACUUGCAAGGCCUGUCGGAAUUGCCCGAGUUCAAGGCCGCGUUUGGCGACCUGAAGAGCAUCGAGACUCGGCUCAGGCCGUGA